AUGGAGCGCCUGGGCAUCGUGCUGGUCCUGCUGGGCGCCGCGCUGGCCCCGGGCAGCGCCUUCAACCUGGACGUGGAGCGCCCGGCCGUCUACUCGGGCCCGGCGGGCAGCUACUUCGGUUUCGCCGUGGACUUCUUCGCCCCCGACCCCUUCUCGACAUUUCUUCUGGUGGGAGCUCCAAAAGCAAACACUACCCAGCACAACAUUGUAGAAGGAGGGCAGGUGCUCAAAUGUGACUGGAACUCAAACAGGAACUGCCAGCCCAUAAUAUUUGAUGCCACAGGUAACAGAGACUUUGCUCCUAAUGAUCCGCUGGAAUUUAAGUCUCAUCAGUGGUUUGGAGCCUCUGUGAGGUCCCAAAAUGAUAAAAUUCUGGCCUGUGCCCCAUUGUACCACUGGAGAACUGAAACAAAACAAGAGAGAGAACCUGUAGGAACUUGUUACCUGCUUGCUGGGUCAAAAUUUGUGGAAUAUGCUCCAUGCAGGUCAACAACUAUUGAUGCAGAUGGACAGGGAUUUUGUCAGGGAGGAUUUAGCAUUGACUUUACAAAGGGAGACAGGGUGCUGCUUGGAGGACCUGGAAGUUUUUACUGGCAAGGCCAGCUUAUUUCUGAUCGAGUGACAGAGAUUGUGGCAAAGUACAACUCCAAAGUCUACAGUACAAAGUAUGAUGAGCAGUUAGCAACCAGACCUGCCAGUGCUGCUUUUGAUGACAGCUACUUGGGUUAUUCAGUGGCUGUUGGAGACUUCAAUGGGGAUGGCAUUGAAGACUUUGUAUCAGGAGUCCCACGAGCAGCAAGAACUCUGGGCAUGGUGUCCAUUUACAAUGGGAAGAAUAUGUCUUCCAUGUACAACUUCACUGGAGAGCAGAUGGCUGCCUAUUUUGGGUAUUCAGUGGCUGCCACAGAUAUCGACGGGGACAAUUACACAGAUCUGUUUAUUGGAGCCCCUCUUUUCAUGGACCGAAGUUCAGAUGGGAAGCUUCAGGAGGUUGGCCAAGUCACCAUCUGCCUGCAGCAAGCCUCGGGAGGCUUUCACACGGCCAAGCUGAACGGCUUUGAGAUCUUUGCGAGAUUCGGCAGCUCCAUCGCACCCCUGGGGGAUCUGGAUCAGGAUGGCUUCAACGAUAUUGCAGUUGCUGCUCCAUAUGGUGGAGAGGACAAGAGAGGACUUGUGUAUAUCUACAAUGGAGGAGCCAGUGGUUUGAAUGCUGUCCCAUCCCAGAUCCUGGAAGGACAGUGGGCUGCUCGCACUAUGCCCCCCAGCUUUGGGUACUCACUGAAAGGAGCCACAGAUGUGGACAAAAAUGGAUAUCCAGACUUGAUUGUUGGAGCCUUUGGUGUUGACACAGCUGUUCUGUACAGAGCUAGACCAGUUAUUAGAGUAAAUGCUGCCCUGGAAGUUAAUCCAACCAUUCUAAACCCAGAAAACAAAGCCUGUUCACUGGGAGAUGUGAAAGUUUCUUGCUUCAAAGUAAAGUUCUGCUUAAAAGCGGAUGGCAAAGGAAAGCUCCCGAACACACUCAAUUUCCAGGUGGAGCUGCUGUUGGACAAACUGAAGCAGAAAGGAGCUAUAAGGAGAGCUCUCUUUCUCCACAGCAAACAGCCCAACCACUCCAAGAACAUGACAAUUACAAAGGGGGGAAAAAUGAACUGUGAGGAACUUGAUGCCUUCUUGAGGGAUGAAUCUGAGUUCAGAGAUAAGCUGACUCCCAUUACAAUUUUUAUGGAAUAUCGUCUGGAUUACAAAACAGCUGCAGAUGCAACAGGAUUGCACCCUAUCCUCAACCAGUUCACUCCUGCUAACAUGAGCAGACAGGCCCAUAUUCUGCUGGAUUGUGGGGAUGACAAUAUCUGCAAACCAAAGCUGGAGGUGUCAGUCGAAAGUGAUCAGAAGCAGAUCUAUAUUGGUGAUGACAAUCCCCUGACCCUCAUUGUCAGUGCUCAGAACCAGGGGGAGGGAGCCUAUGAAGCAGAGCUCUUUGUUGUUGUUCCACCCCAAGCAGAUUUCAUCGGAGUUGUUCGUAACAACGAGGCUUUAGCCAGACUGUCGUGUGCUUUUAAAACAGAGAAUCAGACUCGCAUGGUAGUUUGUGACCUGGGCAACCCCAUGAAAGCAGGAGCUAAGCUCUUGGCUGGCCUGCGUUUCAGUGUGCACCAGCAGUCUGAGAUGGACACCUCUGUCAAGUUUGACUUGCAAAUCAGGAGUUCCAACCUGUAUGACAACCUGAGCCCAGUAGCAUAUUAUCAGGCUGACCUUGCUAUUUUAGCAGCUGUUGAAAUUAGAGGUGUGUCGUCCCCUGAUCACAUAUUCCUCCCUAUUGCAAACUGGCAGCCAAAGGAGAAUCCCCAAACAGAAGAUGAGAUUGGGCCUCUAGUUCAGCAUAUCUAUGAGCUGAGAAACAAUGGUCCAAGUGCAUUCAGCAAGGUGAUGAUGACUCUGCAGUGGCCUUACAAAUAUAAAAACAACACGUUGUUGUAUAUUAUGCAGUAUGAAAUUGAUGGCCCCAUGAACUGCACUUCUGACAUGGAAAUCAACCCACUGAAAAUUAAGAUUUCUGCUUCCAAGGAUGAUGACAGGAAUGAAACACUUGGCAGGGAAGAUCAUCGUGACCACCGCAUCAGCCGAAGGGACUUGGCUGCCGGGGAGGGGGACGUGCACACUUUGGGCUGUGGAACUGCUGACUGUUUGAAGAUUGUCUGUCAAGUUGGCCACCUGGAAAGGGGAAAGAGUGCAAUAUUGUAUUUAAAAUCACGCCUUUGGACCCAAACUUUCCUGAAUAAAGAAAAUCAGAAUCAUUCCUACUCUCUCAAAUCAUCUGCUUCUUUCAAUGUCAUAGAGUUCCCUUAUAAGAACCUUUCCUUUGAAGAUAUUCACAAUUCUACAGUAGUUGCUACAAAUAUUACAUGGGGCAUUCAACCACAGCCCAUGCCUGUGCCAGUGUGGGUUAUAAUUUUGGCUGUCCUAGCAGGGUUACUGCUCCUGGCUGUUCUAGUGUUUGUCAUGUACAGGAUGGGCUUUUUCAAACGUGUGAGGCCACCUCAGGAAGAACAAGAAAGAGAACAACUGCAACCACACGAGAAUGGGGAAGGAACAUCAGAAGCUUAAGCAGAGUUUUAUCUGUUAGACAUUCUGAAAUGUACACUUGCCUACAUCUUGGUUACAAAUAUUGGCUUCCCCCUUCAUAAACAAGCACUCACCACUGCAGAGCUGCUGGUCUCAGAAGGCAUCAGCAAAACAAGGGCAAUACACUUAAAUCCUCCCUCCUGUAUUAAUCCUGUUCCUACCUGCCACUAACGCAUCUGCACUGACCCUGUGUGACAAACUCAAGUGAGAGUAGAGCUGGGAUUCUGCUUUCUGGCAUACAGGAAACAUCAUCUUUUCUGGUUCAUGUACUGACUCUCCAUGAAUUGCUAUGCAGAUUCUGCAUUUGCUCUUGGAGCCAACAGCCUCCAGAGGUGCUUGCUGCAUUACAUGUUUAGUUUUGGUUGGUUUUUGCUGGAGUACACUACAUUUCAUUGCCCAGCUCUUGAAAGUCAGUUGCACAAAAAAAGAGAAGAAUGUAGCUUGUUUUACAGUACUGCGGAAUGUUCUUUACCCAUUAGCUGUGAUGAUGAUUUUUUUCUUCUGCUCAAGAAAUAGGAAAUAGUCAAGUGGAAUCAUUCACAUCUGAUCCCUGUUCCCUUGCCUACUCAGUCAUCUGUCUUGUGGUUUCCCUGUAGACCUUACAAAUUCUGUUCUCCAGGUCCUGGGUGUCUUACUGUAGGGAUUGAGCCUACAAACACCAAGUGACUCAUAGAAAUGUGGGGCUGAUGUACUUUCUGUAGGACUUGGGGAAAAGAUUCAGGGCAAGAUCCCAAGACUCUGCUAUGUAUUUCCACAGAGCAGGAUCCAGAUGUUCCACUGAGUUCUUGGCAGCAUGGAUGCAUUCAUGCACUGUCAGGGCCAAGAUGGUGGGCUGAGGCUGCCAACAGACAUGUCUGAGAAAACCCUUGAUGUCCACAAGUCAAACCUCUGCAGGGUUUGAAGUGAAGGCUGUGCAUUACUUGGACUGUAUUUUGGUUUCCAGCAGAAAGCAGGGACACUGUGUGACAGGUUGCUGGUGCGCUGUAGGGAGCUGUUAAUCCUCACUUUCCCUGCUUGACCAUGCCCAGGUGCAGGAUGGAGUGGUGCUGGGUCUGUGUGGUCCAGGCUGUCUGCCAGCCACGUCCAUGGAUCUGCAUUACAGCUGUGCUUUAGCCACACCCUCACCUCCCUCACCUCCUGUCCUCAGAGGACAGGGAGUCCAAUGAAACAGGGAAGAGCUGGCAGUGCACAAGGGUUCGAAAAGUAAGGGUUGAUUUGGAUUGUUUCAUUUCACUCAUUCCUUGCUUCAUUGGCUUGUGUCAUCUGAUUCAUUCAUUGUUUCAGUCGCUGCAUGUUUCAUUGCACAAGACAUUUCAUUGCACAGGACAUUUCAUUAUGUUCAAUGCAUUUCAUUACCAGAAAAGACACUAAGUAUUUUGAUUCAUUGUUGUUUUUUGGGUUUACUCUCAGCUUAUUUCCCCCACCACUGGUGUAGUAAAAGGAAACUUCUUACACUGAUUGACACAAGAGCAUUGUCUAUGCAUUUCAGUAGACAAGUACCUGCAGAGCAAGAGGUUGUUCAGCUGGCAGCUAUAGGUUGCACAGAAGUGGACAUACUUAAACCAUUACUAAGGUGCCUUCUAUGAGGUAUGUUUAUUCUCUUUUCUAAAAAGGGAAUAAAUUGCAGCAUAAACUCCCUGCAGCCAGGUACACAAAGGAAGAAAUCUACUGUACUUACAUCAGUGAGAUGUCUAUGUAGACAAGGUCUUAAAAGGGCAAAAACUCUGGUUUGGUUUUGUACCUUGGGGCUUUUGUUCACAGCUGCAUCUCCCCCAUAAAUACAGCAGUGCCCGCUAAACCCAGAAUUUUCUGAAAUGAGCAGUGUGUUUCAACUCUUUCAACUCUCUGCAUCCUUUCAGAGAUUUAAAAUCCACCAAUGGCUUUUGUUGUUAUUUACAUUCCUGGUUGCUGAUCCGUGAUGGCACCUGAGCCCUUAAAGGAUACAGCAGAGUCUGGGGGGCCAGUGUGUUCACCAGAUAUAGGCUUGCAUAUUUAUCCAUUGACAUGGGUUGGGUUUAGACAGUUUGUUUAGAUAAAAUUAGUUUACAUGAAAGGGUAUAGGGCAUAAUUCUGCUUUCACUGAACUUUCAAGAUCUUCAGUGUGGCCAAUGUUUUAUUUUUGUCUUUAUUUUAGUAUUGUUACUAGUAAUGUAGUAGAGAAUCAGGAGUCAGGCUUUGAUCCUGGCCUCAAAAUGUGACUUUGAUAGAACAGCAUUUUCAGUUACUUACGUGGGCUUGUGUUCUCACACUUUAUCAGCUGAUUAUUUAUGUGCAAGGAGAUGGGUUUUACCCAGUCUUAAUCUUGGUAGGGUAAGAGGUUUAAGAGACUGCCAGACAGAUUAUAGCUCUAAUUCCUACAUGUGUGCUUUCAUUACAUGUACACUCCACGGUGACUUGAAAUUUCUUAGACUACUUGCAUGUGUAGGCAUUAUUAGGAGAUGAAAAAGAGUAUUUAAAAAAAGCACGGUCAAGAUCCCUCCUUCUUACAUGGAUGGGGAUCCCAUAGCAUUGCUAGUAUCAGUGCUAAUUACAUCCUAAUUUUGCUGUGGCAACUGGAAACUCUCAUUUUGCUGAUUUUCAGGAUAAGGAGGUACAUUUUAUUGGUACAGCUACUGUAGCUACCUAUGGAAAGUAUAUUCCAUUUUUGAAGUCACAUAAAGUAAGACUUAUUUAAGUGAUUUUUAUUACUUACCUUCUAUUGGAGAAUGAAAGCAAAUGGUUGCUUCUUCCAUGUCCAUUAAUUUCCAGUUUGGUUAAAAAAACAGUAGCAUGUGUAAAUGGAGUAUAGAGGUUACUUAGUGAGCAUAGAUGUAACACCUCAAAUUCAACUUAAAGCAACAUUUGUGUUUCACAGAGAUUCCAAUUGGAAAUUUUACUGAGUGGGGGUGCAGGAAACUUUUGAUAGUGUGUUCUAGAUUCAGUAAUAAGAUUCCAGAUUAUGUAUGUACUUGUGUCAAUAGAAAUUUCACACUGAUUUACAGGCAUUGAUUCUUGUAUUCUUACAGCAAGUACUGUAGAAUGAUGUUAAAGCAUUUAAAGAAACUUUAGAAAAUUUAUUUUAGAAUGAAAUUAAUGCCUUUGAGUCAAAAUUGUAUGCAUAAGAUGCAUACUGGAAGCAUUUAAAAAAUACAGGUACACUAACAGAGAAUUAGUCUUCUUCUGAGAGUUAUGUUUCAGGAGCAGAUUUUUAAUGAAUAUAAAAUCAACAGCUAUGUAAUUAUUUAGACAAUAAAAGCAUUUUAAAAGCACUGUAUCUUUUAUAAUGAAAUAUGAAAUUGUAAGUAUUCCAGUUUGCAAUUAAUGCAUCUCACGAUCAACAUUGAAAAGUGAUUUAUAUUACAGAAUUCAUAUUAUCUAUUACUAUAUUUGACAAUAUUUAGAAAAUUUAAAGCAAGGAACCUAAUUCAUAGGUUUACAUUUCUUUCAAGAAACUAUGAAAUUGUGGAAAUUCCUUUUGUUUAAGCAUGACUGUAAAGUCAAAUAUGGGCUGUACUUAUCAACAUAAUUUGAAAUCUUUCCAUAAGUUUGCCAGCAUUGUUUGCCAAGUUAUCAGGGUUUUUUCCGUUUUAAAUCUUGAUUUACACAUUGAUCUCUAAUUCACAUAAUGCUUGUGGAAACUUUCUAAAGUUUGCUACAUGUGCUCUUUCUUUAUAAAACAUUUAUUCCAAGCAAAGAUAUUAAAUAUUUAGUUGUUUCUAAACUUGUGUCCAUGCUUAAAUAGUCUCAAAGUGUAUUUUGAAAAUACUUCAGCUAUGAUCAGAGUGGUGAUUUGAAGGAAUCACUUAGAUUUUUGCAGCAUUUGGGUUGGUUGUUGGUGACAGAACCCUGCAGUAUUUUUUCCUGCACCCUCCCAAACAGUCACAGAGCAGCAUCGUGCUGGUGAAAAUCAAGGCAGUUUUUUGUCUUUGCUCCAGACUAACGUGACCCUUUGAAUGUGAUCCUUUGUGUUCAAUGCUGCUGGCUGUUAACGAGUCGGGGGAAAAAAAAAGUAUUUUAUUAAAGAAAAACAGGAAUCCAAAAAUAAAAAAAAAAAGGGGAAUGGCAGGGCCCAGGUGAGCCAGAUGCCACAGCUGGGGCCGUGGUUCUUGCUGAGCUCUGGUGACUCCUGUGGGUGGGAGUGGGAUCUGAACUCUUUGGUACUGAAUCUUUAGCCUCCAACCCCCACGUGCAGUAUGACAUGGUCUGACCUGGUUCACUGCCAAUCCUCUGCCCAGUUUUUUUUUGGCCCAAGAAGGACCACGGUGUUUCUUUUUUUGUGCAGACAUUAUUUGUGAGGACAGUGUUGGUGAGGACGUGACAGAGCCAGCGUGCUUGCUGGAGGUGGUGAAUUAAUGCUAUUGCAAGUCUUUGAUCACCCACAUUGGGUGAAGCUUGAUGUAUAUUCUGAAGUGUAGUACUAACUAGUCCUGUACUAACUCGUGAGUUCUUGAGAACUGCUACCACCUUCCUUAAGCCCACUGUGGAAAAUUUGACUAGAGACUGUACAAUAAAGGGGUUGAGUCUGUAGUACUACUGCUGUUUCAUGUGAUUGUGGUAUUUGGGUCUAUUUUGUCCCGAUGUGUAGAAUUUUAACAUAACACAGGAAAUCUAACCUUUCAUGCAAUGACUUUCUCCACACAUGCUGCAUUAAAGGUGAAUAACUUGACCCUUGGCUUUUGCAAAGUAAUGGAAGUUUUCAUUUAGCAUUUACAUGUUCAAAAAACUUACAGGUUUUGCUUUUCUAGUCCGUGAAGGAAACCUGUAUUUGCUAUGAUACAAAUACGCUGAAAAUGUAACAUUUUAUUUCUUCAUAAUGGAUUUUUUUGCCUUUUUUUUGUGUUUGCUCGUGCGUUAAAUCAGUAGAGCAUUAUUUGCACAAGCAGAAAAUUAACAUAGUAAUGACAGUGUUGCAUUUUAUGUUCCUUUGUCAUGCAGUAAAUACUUGCAGCAUAAAUGGGAAUAUUUUCAGUUACUAUGAACUUGUUUCAAAGGUCUUCGGUACAUUUAAGGAGAGCAAUAUACAUUUGAAGUCACCUUAUUUUGUAUUAAAUUAUAAAUUGUGCAAAGAAGUGGGUAUUGUGGCACAGUAAUUUUGUACUGAUAUGAAAUAUAUAGCUAUUAAAGCUAUAGUUUGCUUUUUAACUCAUUCUUUUCAUCCUAAUGCAAAUUUGAGUGUUUUUAUUAGGUUGUAUUUUUCUAUGUAUAUAUACAAUUUCAAAAUACUAUGA
Cinclus cinclus is the source of this 8333-nucleotide messenger RNA. RefSeq names its product integrin subunit alpha V (gene ITGAV). The record is from RefSeq and is a predicted model, not a curated record. Gene Ontology annotation, molecular function: integrin binding. The transcript has 30 exons. Gene Ontology annotation, biological process: integrin-mediated signaling pathway; cell-matrix adhesion; cell-cell adhesion. Gene Ontology annotation, cellular component: integrin complex; external side of plasma membrane. Bases 1 to 3108 code for a protein of 1035 amino acids. NCBI's taxonomy places the organism in Eukaryota, Metazoa, Chordata, Aves, Passeriformes, Cinclidae.